CAGGCAGCCCACACAACCGACGAAACAUGGCCAAGAUAGAGUGUGGUUGAGUGUUGGUAUGCUCGUCGCUAGCCCAGCUGCGCUGAUUAGCGGAUCGAAAGUCACGUCAUGAAGGCACCACGGCGCAGCGCACGGUUCGGCCAACAGUCGCGGCCAACAGUGGUACGUGGAGUGGGAGUCGCGUUAUGGUGCGUGUGUUAACGACAUUUACUACCACUACGCGCACAACCACACACAUGAACUCGUAGAAGAGGUGCUGCAGAAGGCCAAGCAGCAUCGAACAGCUGAAUGGGAAUCCCCGCUGCUCGGCUACAAACCGAUCCUUCAAGAGGCGAUCGGCGGUGGCAUAGUAAGCAGAUACACGAUGUGAAAAGUGAAGUAGAACAGUGCAGUAGUAGUAGCAGAGAAGCUGCUUGCAGCAGUGAUUGAAAGAGCAUUGUGGUUUAUCAAACAGUUUAUUUAAAAUUACCAAAGGGCCAACUUAAUUCCACUAUAGAGGGAGUUUUCGAUUAAUUCAAUUGUGGUAAACUAGUGCAUGGCGACGCGACACAGUGAAAUCUGAAAAAAUAUAAGAGAGAGAUAAAAAGAUUAAUUCGGUGAAAAAGAAAUGCAUCAUCAUAGUGCACCGAGUGAGAUUUGUGAUUUCGAUUUAAAGUUAUGAGAAGUGUCGUGCGUGAGGCUAAGUAAUCGCAAAUUCCGUGUCUCACAAGCUGGAGUCAUACGGUUUAGGCUUGGGGGUGGAUGGGGAGUGAAAAGGAAAAAGCUAAUCCGAGCCCCACCACUGUUUUGAGCGCGCGCGCGCGCUCGUUGUGUAUGGUGUAUAGGUGUGUCUAGUGUGUGCGUACCGAUGGUGUAACCAUUAAAAGUAUUGCCGCCUUUAAGGCACGGUAUCGUUGAUACCCUUUGGGGCAUCCUCCACAACAAAGCAAGGCAAAAGAGCAAUAGAAGAGCAAAUCGGUGUAAUCCCUAGUGUGUGCUGCUCGAGUGGUGUGAGCGAGGAGUUUUCCAGUAGUGUGCCUCUGGUGUCUGUGUAUGUGCGCGCGUGAUCACUACUGUAGUGCGUGCGUCCUGGUUUGAGAGAAGCCGAAAACAGAAUUCAUCAGCAGAGCACCGUUCUACCGAGACAGCAACAGCAAUAUGAUCAGCAUCAUUCGCGUCAGCAUCAUCGAUGCCGGUGAACAACGACCUGCUGAAGACGGCAGAGCUUAGAGUGUGUAGGCUGGAGUAGCUCCGAGCAAUGAGAAGUAGUAACAACAACAGCAGCAGUAGCAGCAACAACAACAACAACAACAGCAGCAAAAGCAAUUCUUACGCGCCAACCGGAAGUGGCACAGCAGCACCGUCGGCAGCAUCAUUAUUUUCUUCGUCCUUCUACUCCACCGCACCAGCAUUGACAUCAUCUUCAUCAAGCGGGCGGCACUCCUACUCGUUGCAUUCAUCGGCACUGUCCGCGCCCGCGUCGUCGUUUGGGACGACCGGCGGAGUCGGUGAGUCGGACAUGAAAAAAUCGCAAAAACCAAGGCACGAUGAGCAUGAUAGGAUGGAGCGUCGAGAACGGGAUAAACAGGCCCGUGCCCAGCUGCAGGCUGAACGGGAACCAGAGCCUACUGGCCCAUUAUUUACAGCACCGUUCAAAUUGCCGAGUACAUCGGAUACGGAUAUGCACAUCGCCCAACGGCUUGGCAAUUAUGAGGCGGUCAAGAAGUGCUUUAUGGAGGCGUCGACAUCGUAUCAUGUGAUCGGUAUCGCAACUAGCCCGGCCCCGACGACGCCUCGGGCCGGCAGCAGCAGCAACAGUGGAGUUCUGUCGAGUUCAUCGUCGUCGACCGGCAGUCACCAUCGGUCGCUUCCACCAAAAACCAAUAGCAAUAGCAAUACCAUUAGCAAUAGUAACGUCAACUUCGUCAAGCCAGCCGACAAUCGCUCCCUCUACAAUGGUGGCCGAAUGUCAUCUUCUUCGUCGGCAGCGCCGACAGUCGGUGGAUCGACGAGCCGUAGUGGAGCGCCAAACCAUUACUCGUCCUCAUCGUCGUUGUCAUCAUCGGGUACGGUGAUCGGAGGCUCCUUUAACAAGCAUGAGGUGCAUGGAGGUUCAUCGAAAGGACCGCCUCCUUCGUCAAUACCAACAGGGCUGAUGAAUGGCCGUUCCUCAUCAUCCGGUUCGAUGAUAGGACCCGGUGUUAACAGUGGAAUUGGAUGCGGUCCAGGUGGAGGGAUCCCAGGACUUCCCUCUACCGCUGGCGGUGAUAAGUUACCCUCACAAUUACCCAAUGGCCGACUGCCCCAGGUUGCAAACGCAAAAGUGCCUAGAGUACAGGGCAACAAUGUGGACAAAAUCCUGAACGAGAUGAAGUCCAGCCUGAUGACGCCACUGACGGAGAUCGGUGCCACGCCGCGUAAGGAGCUGGAAUCUAAGUUUAGCUUCAACAACCCGAACCCGAAGUCAUUCGUGUAUGCCAUGCCACCCCUACUUGCACCCAUGACACCCCUAUCAGCCGGCGGUGGUAAUACUGGCGUCAGCAGCGGAAACGGAUCUGCUGGUGCUUCAAGACCAAUCGGUUCCUUACCGCUUUCUGUUAUGGAAAUGAAUCCUCCGCUUGUGUCUGGCAUAGAGGACGACAAUCAGAACGGUUCAGAGCGCAACUCUAGUGAAUCCUCUUCAAAUGAGAGCGUAGAUGAAUCGUCCAGCGAAGACUCAAACGUUGGUAAUAAGCUGGCAUCGAAUGGUGGUGGAGCCCCUACUUCACAUGGAGAUGGUAAUUUAAACGGUGCCAGUGGCGGCGGCAGUGGUGGAGGUGGCGGUGCUGCUGGAUGUGUAAACGGUGGUCCAGUUGGGGAUGGUGGAACCCUUGGUAGCCCGAUAAGGCGAAAGGAUUGGUCGCUGUUAAACUUUAUGCAACCCGCCAUCCAACAAGUGCCAAGCGAAAGUGCUCAUCACCACAAUACUCAUCAUAAUGAGGAGAAUUCGGUAUCGUCGCCAAUUCGAACACUAAAGAUGGGUAUUGGCGAUGCUUUGGGUGUAGCACUGUCUCCUCCUUCCCUCGGAGGAAUCGUUGCACCCAUCAAAAAUGAACCACUUGCACCGCUAGACGAUGACCAUCUGUCGAAUGCCAGCAGCAACAGUGAACCUCAUACGAGUGCGACUUCCAGUGGGCCAUUAAUCGGAGGAGCAGUUGCUUCAUCCUCCUCCUAUGUAAAGCAGGAACCCUAUCCCAGCGAAAACAGUGCCUCAUCGCCACCGGCUUCAAUGGGUGUUAAGAGUGAGCGGAAGGACGAUGGUCUCGAUCGGCUAUCGUUAUCGAGUCCGAUCAAGAGUCCUCUCGAACAUCAUCACGGUGGCUACAACAAUCAUCAACAACAACAGCAGCAACAUCUUUUCGGCAGCGAGAACUUGGAGCCGGACGUGGAUGUGAUAAGUGCCCUACAGGAAGCCAAAGAGUUUAGCCUCAUCAAGCCGAUAUCGAGCAUGUCCGGUAGUGACUCGGACGAUGCGCUCGAUGCGCCUCCUUCGGCAGGCGGAAUGGACGUGGAUCAGUCAUCAACGGCACACACUCGACUGUUACCAGCACCUCUGCAGCAUCUCCAGCAGCAUGAUGCCAUCGGUAGUAACGGACUAGAGGCAGGAAUUGCGGCGGCAAAAAAGAAAAAACGAAAGCGGAAACCUGCUGGAGCGAAUGAAAGAGAACAGCGUGAUGCAUCGACGAGUAGCAGCGAGGAUGAACGAUAUAACGCCAUCUCACAUCGAAGUCGUUCGCAAUCGUUCGAGAAGGAUAAAUCGUUGCUGAAAGGGCGAGGGCGACAACGGAAUGCAAGCAAUACUCACGGUGGUGGCGGUACGACAACGAGUGCAGCUUCCAGUGCCAGGUACUCUGAUGCGGACUCUGUGGCCAGUGGUAGUGGACGACGAUCGAGCAAAACACCUUCACACGGAUCAACUCCGACGAAGAAGUUAGGCCUGGGUGUGUUGAGUGCCAGCGGGGCAUACGUAGAUCCUGGAAGCAUUAUGAGCCCACCCCUAAGUAUACCUUCAGUGGAUGGCAUUCCGCCGACGGCGAAAACCUCUACCUCCCGUAAGUCACUUACGCUGAUCUCACGAACCAGUACCUCGUCCUCGGAGGAAGAGUCUUCUGGAGGGUCCUCGGGAUCUUCGGUGGAAUCGGAAUUUAACCACGAUAGUGCGACAGAGCAGAUCGAAACGGAACCUCUCGUGAUACCAGAGGUUAUUUCGAAAAAGGUGAAAUCGAAGAAAAAAUAUGACAAAGAUCCUAGUGUCAUGACAUCGGCUGCUACCGUUCUACCCGCGAAAACCUCUUCCGUUGAGCAGUUGGCGAAAAACGGAUCAACGGGCGUAGGAAGAAGUAGUCGAAGUAGCAGCACCAAUCGUAACCUGUACCAUCUCUCCUCAGACAGCAAUGACGAGCGACCGUCAAUCCUCGCAUCACCUUUUCCAACCAAUGGUGGUCGUUCGGAGGUCGCUGGAGAUAGUCCGACGAUAGCUGGCAAACUGUCGAAGAAAGUGCGCAAACGAUCGUCUGCAUCGGUGGCUUCGGUAGAAGAUGACGAGCAUACUCGCAACCGUCAACAAACGAAUUGUGUUCCCGAUGACGACGACGAUGAUGAUCGAUCCGAUAGUAACAGUGAAAGUGAUAGUGAUGCACCAGCCAAAAAGGAGAAGAAGCAGAGUAAAAACAAAAAAGCGGCUGUGGUUGCCCGGGUUUUCAACAAUAACGCCUCGUCAUCUAGUGGUGGCAAAGGUAAAGGUGGAAAGGGUAAAGGCGGAAAAGGUAAAGGGCAGGUUUACAUCGAUCAUGUAGAUGAUCUGCAUGUUCCUGCAAAGAAUCCGGCUCAAUUGACACCAGCGAAUGCCAACAAUGUGUCUCGUCAAUCACCUAUCACUAGCCAUGUGGAUCAAAAGAGGAAUUUGUCCACGCAGCAGAAUUUGAGCGUGCCUUCACCUUCGACUGCAGGCCUUUCCACUUGCUCUCCACGUGCCGAAGGUGUUCGACCAAGUAGCAGAGGUGUAGGAGGAGGAGGUUUAACGCCGGGGCAGAGGACAGAGCCUAACCGAACGUCACCGUUGUCAUUGUUUUCCCCUAUAAAAGGUGCCUUACAAAAUAUCACGCUUAUGUGUCGUAUCGAUUUGAGCCGCCUUCUAAAAAUACCACCACCGCCGUCGCAUUCGGGAUCCGGCAACACCAGAUCUCUGUCGGGUAAGGCAAAUGAAAGCUACAGCGCUCAACGAAGUGCCUCAGCUCGACAAAAGAGCAAAAGCCCAUACGAUCAGCAGGAAAAGCGAAGGAGAAACUCAGCUGGUCAGCAACAGCAGCAGCAGCAACAUCACCACCAACAACAACAUCAACAUCAGCACCAAGCGCAGGAUCACGAUCGAAACGGUAACGGUUCAGUACACAGUUCCUCAUCUACCCCGAGGAGGCUUGAAGACCGAUCAGGAUCUAUCUACGAUCGGAACCGUCUUGUGUUGGACGGUGAACCGGUGCUUGAAAACGGAGCUAUUGGUGGAGCUGGGCCUUUGAGGCAUCGCAGUAAUUCCAUCAACAGUGAUUAUAGUGGUGCUGCACAGAAGGCACGGGAGUAUCAUCGCGGGAGCGAUGUCAGUGCUUUUAGCAACAAUUCAACAUCAUCUUCUCCUUCGCUACACCAUGGCAAUCAUCGUCAUACGGGUGCUACAGUGAUUGGAGGCUAUCAGGCACACCACAAUCUUGCCGGGGAUCCGAAAGGAUCAGCAAUAAGAACAGGGAAAUCGCCGCUUCUCCCAGGGUACGACGAGAAACUCCUCACAAAAACGGAGAAACUGAGUUACAGUGGGUUGAAGGAGGAUAAGCAUUCACUUAUAUACAGUGGCAGUAAAUACUCUAGUUCAGGCUAUGGUUUAAUCAAACAAGAAGGAGGACAAUCGAUCAAGCAAGAAUUCGCAGGCAGUAAUGAGUUUACAACCGACAGCACACUGCUUGGCGAGGGUAAAUUGGGCUCUGCAACGGGUGCUAAGAUGGUUGGAAGCGUAACAACGAAUGGCACCGCUGAAGGCGCUGCAACCGGUGGACGAAUGCGAAAACGUUCCGUGAGUUCGAGCAGCAACUCUAAUAAUACGUACAAAGAGAAACGCCGGAAAAAGGAUAAGACAACCACUUCACAGACUGACCAACUUGAACAAUUUCCACCGACCAAUCAUGAUCGGUUAGUGGGCGACGACUGUCAAACGGCAGUUAGUGUCGCUAGCGGGACUGUGGAGCGAGGCCAUGGCGCUGGAGCUGGAGCGCAACAUCACACUAAUCAUCAUCAUCCGCAACAGACGGCAGCAGCCGAUCCAUUUAAUUCGGCAGGUACCGGUUCACCGGAAGCUCCAGUGCAUAUCAAGAAGGUGUACGUUUCCUACUUCGAGCCGAACGUUGAAGAGUUGUCGGAGGUGCGUGAUCAGAACCGAUACCUGUCGGAGGCAAAACGGCUCAAACAUGCGGCAGAUCGCGAAGGGGAUCAUUUGGCGCAAGCAAUGCUCUACUUGGAAGCUGUACUGUUCUUUCUGCUCACUGGUGACACAAUGGAACGAGAUCCUAUCACCGAAAAAGCGGCCUUUACGAUGUACAAAGAUACGCUUUGCUUGAUUAAGUUCAUUUCGUCAAAAUUUCGUAGCCAACUGCAACAUCCGACAGUGCAGGGUAAUAUUCACACGAAGGUGGCCAUUCUAAGUUUACGAUGUCAAUCGUUAAUCUAUCUGAAAUUGUACAAAAUGCGACGACUAGAGAUGAAGGAGACCGGCAAGACAAUCGGCGAAUUCAACCAUAAAACUAGCACUGUGCCGGCCGAACUUGCAAACGGAAACACACCAUCUCCUCUGUCUCCGACGUCAGUUGGAUCGCAGAGCUCUGGGUAUAGUUCGGGACAGAAUAAUCAGGCCGGAUCAAUCCCACCGAUUAAUUCGUCACCAGCUCAAUGCAUCCUUAUGCCCAUCAAUGUACACACCGCAUACCAAAAACAAACGACACUCUUCACGAACCUUUCCACCUGUUUUGAUCUUUGGGAACAAGCGGAUAGCUUGGUAAUACGAGGGAACCAUAACGAAUUUUUCAUCGACCUGGACCACGAGAAUGGACCGAUGACUCUGCACAGUUCGCUGUACAAUGUCGUCAAGUAUGUGCAGGCUGGUAUUCAGAAGUUGCGGCGCAUGUAACAUUGGGCCCUACUGGUGGAACCGAUGCAGAAACAGUUAGCCUUCUUCUAGUAUCCACUUUGUGACAAUAAGCAGAAGCAAUGCGGGCGAUCGAACUGUCGAACGGAUCUGCAUAUAUUCCGUCGCAGUGAUUCGGAAAUGCAACAUGAAAGCCAUGGACCAUUUUGCACAACGAUGUAUCCACAUCGUAAAAUCAAUCAAUCUACCAAGUGAACGCAUGGGAACACAUCGAAAAGAAUGGAGACAAAAACCGUGCAUCGUGACCAACCAACUGUUAUCAUCAAAGUGAGAUAUCAAUGCACUAUAGUGAUACACCACCUAACGUUGACUACAAGAUAUCGCGGGCUGACGUAUCAUAAAGCCUAUACCAACUAUCAAAAGUAUGUCGUGAAAGUUGUUUGUGUGGGUUUUGCUACGCUCACAAAAACUCAAUGUAAUAAUUUCAGUAACUUAUUUGCAAAGAACCAACGACAAUACUUUCAUUUGGAUAUUACCCUAUGCUUCGCUACGAUUACAUUUUUUUUUUCCAAAAGUACAGUUGUUGAUCGGUUCAAGCUAUUGUGCUUCAAUCCAUCUAGAAGUAUUUCUUAACGUACACUAACUAAUCGGUGCAAUGUUUAUUGGUUCCUAUUAAAGUAGACGGUUCGCUGUGCAUUUCUUACUCAACAAAUGCAUAUAAGGAUGAACGAACCGUUGCCCUAGAAGAAACCAUUUCUU
Molecule: messenger RNA, 7903 nt
Organism: Anopheles aquasalis
Lineage: Eukaryota; Metazoa; Arthropoda; Insecta; Diptera; Culicidae
Gene: lilli
Product: AF4/FMR2 family member lilliputian
Biological process (GO): regulation of gene expression
Cellular component (GO): super elongation complex; nucleus
Source: RefSeq, a predicted model, not a curated record